Verruconis gallopava is the source of this 1044-nucleotide messenger RNA. RefSeq lists its product as uncharacterized. NCBI's taxonomy places the organism in Eukaryota, Fungi, Ascomycota, Dothideomycetes, Venturiales, Sympoventuriaceae. The coding region runs from base 1 to 1044 and encodes 347 amino acids. The transcript is spliced from 4 exons. Gene Ontology annotation, cellular component: cytoplasm. The record is from RefSeq and is a predicted model, not a curated record.
AUGGCCCCAUCAGGACCACCACUUCGUCAACUAGGUAAGAACGGCCCACAGGUGCCGGCUUUAGGUUUUGGCCUGAUGGGCCUUGCUGGUGCCUACGGAGCGAAGCCUAGUGAGGAAGAGCAAUUCAAAGUACUUGAUCGGGCCCUCGAGCUUGGAAAUACUUUUUGGGACACAGCGGACAUUUAUGGCUUCAACGAUGAGAUGCUGAACGCCUGGUUCAAACGCACGGGAAAAAGAGACCAAAUUUUUCUGGCAACGAAAUUCGGCAUACUCAUGGAGCGUGGGACAACAGACUUCAAGGGUCUGAACAGUUCUGGCGCAUACUGCAAGAAAGCUUGCGAGGCCAGUUUGGAAAGAAUGGGUAUUAAGACUAUAGACCUGUACUACGCCCACCGCCUUAACCCAGAUACUCCCAUCGAAGAGACAAUGCGAGCUAUGGUGGAACUAAAAGCGGAAGGUAAAAUCAGAUACAUUGGGAUUUGCGGCGCCAGCUCCAACGCUCUCCGGAGGGCAUGCAAGAUUGCGCAUGUCGAUGCAGUCCAGGUUGAAUACUCGCCAUUUGUACGUGAUAUAGAGACUGAAGCAGGUACAGACCUGCUCAAGACGUGUCGUGAGCUUGGCAUCGCCGUCGUGGCGUAUGCCCCGCUUGGACGUGGCCUGUUGACGGGUUCUCACAAAACCAACGCGUCGCUUGAGGAGGAAGAUGUCCGCAAAAAAUAUAUGCCCUGGUUCAGGCCCGAGAACAUUGAAUCCAACGCGAAGGUGGUUGAGCAAUUCAAAUGCUUCGCGGACAAGAAGAAUUGUACAACGGCCCAGCUUGCCAUUGCGUGGGUCGUGAAGCAGGGCAAAGAUAUCAUUCCAAUCCCUGGUACAAGAAGCAUCAAAUAUCUGGAGCAGAACUGGCAUUCUCUCGAUGUACAUCUAAGCGAUGAAGAAGAAGCUGAGAUCCGCGCAUUCCUUGAAAAUGCCGAUAUCCAAGGUAGCAACGAGACCGACGCUGGGAAAAGGCUGUCGUUCGUUGACACGAAGGAGGAGUCAGCAUGA